AUGGGUGGUAAAGCAAAACAAGCACAAAGAACUAAAAACAAUGCCAGACCCUCAAGCAGUGGCCGGAGUGCGGAACUUCUUAGUAAUUCCUUAAAGGACCCAGCCCUCUUUGGUCUUGGAAUUGGAAAGCCAAUACCACCCCUGUUUUCAACACUGACAGCUGUUAAUUACGAGCAAGGUCUGAAUACUGAGUUCACACUGUGCUUUAAGAAAUUUAAUAAAAAAGAUCCUGUAACUAGGGCCAAGGCGCUGCAAGAGUUCCUGGAAUUGACGAAGAAUGGAAAUGUUGAUGAUGUUGUGGCUACAUUGCCUGGUUGGGCUCAUUUUUAUCCAAUACUCACAAUUGACACUGACCGUAAAGUUCGAGAAUGUGCACAGGCGUGUAACGCGGCUGUGGUCCGAGUGAGCGGGCGCCGCGUGGCGCCGCACCUGAAGCGGCUCCUGCCCGCCUGGCUACUCGCGCAGCAUGACGCCCACGCGCCUGCACAGCACCACGCGCACUCUUCCAUCACGAAUACAUUUCCUCAAGGCAAGCUGGGUGAAGCAAUAAAAUUUUGCAAAGUGGAAAUCAUAACAUUAUUUCUAGACAACCUAAUGGGGAAUGCAGACGCAAUGCUCAUCAAAAAACCAGAGAACCAAGAAGAGAAAGAUAUUCAAAUAUCCCAAAUAAUAGCAAGCAGCCUUCGGGCGCUAGAGUUCUUCGUGGAGCAGCUCCCACCCACGGAAGAUGAUUGGCUUUGGGACUCAAUCACGCCUCUGCUUCGAGCCGGUUCCUUUUGGAAGCUGAUACAAAAUACCAAUCAGCAUAAUUAUAUGCGGGCCUCGUGGUUCGGGUGCGCGGGCCGCCUGGCGGAGCGCUUCGGGCCGCGGUUCGCCGCCGCCCACGGCGUGCGGACGGCGCGCGCCCUGCUCGGGCCCUGCGACGCCGCGGUGGCGGCCCACCGCUGGGCGGCGCUGCUGCGCUUCGCCAGCGCCCUCCCGGAGUGGUGGAGCUGUUUCGAGAAGCCGGAGCUGCUCGUGAAGCGGAUCGUGGAGGUGGUGGAGAGCGGCGGGUGGGGCGAUGCGGCGCUGCUGGCGAAGCUAGUGCUGCCGCUUUUGGCGCUCAUGCCGCAACACCUGCUGGCCGACCGCUUCUUCCGCGACCUCUUCCACGCCACAUUCCGAGGUCUCGAGAGGAAGAAUAUUAUGACUUCGAAGAGCGAACGUCAAGCGUGGAUCACGAACCUGGCGGAUUGUCUGCGAUUCCUGUCGGUCCAGGAGGGCGCCUUUGUGGUGGAAAUCGUCACGAGCGUCCACCGAACGUGGCUGGAGAGGAUACUGGCGGUGCGAGAGAAUCAGAUCAGGAACAAUCUGAUCAAGCAUUCCGCGACGAACAUGGCGACACUCUUCAAAUUCUGGCUCAAAUGUUCGAGCGAGGCGAGCGGCGCGGUCUACGAUCAGCUGCUGAGGAACUGCUGGCAGAACGUCUGCUCCACUAUAGACGGUCAAAUGAGCAAGCUCUCGGCCGACCGCGACGAGAUCGGCGGCGUCAUCGAGAACCACAUCCUGCUGCUGCAGAGCCUGAAGUCCGCGCUGAAGCAGGAGGCGAGGAGGCAGCACAGCAUAAAGUUCGCCGACGAGGCGGGCCCAGAGGCCGAAGCGGAGGCGGCCAGCGGGGUGGAGUGCGACGCGGCCGCCGCCGAGCGCUACUACCACAGUCUGAGCGAGACGGCGCAUACUGCGUGCUCGCUCUACUUCGAGUUCGCGCGCGAGAGGGGCGCGCCCGAGGCGGUGUUCGGCCCCCUCGUCGCGCUGCUGGUGCAGUUCGACGGCGAGGCGCUGUACGCGGCGCUGGCGCGGCGCCUCGGCCUGGGCUCCGCGCGGGGCCUGUACGAGGCCGUGCUGCGCCCCUGGCUGCUGGACGAGCGCGCGCGCUGCCGCCCGCUGCUCGAGGUGCUCUUCCUCCUGCUGCAGCACCUCGGCCGCGACGACCAGGACGCCAUCUUCCACUCCUUCCAACAGCUGCCCGAGGAGGCGGUCGAGUGGUGCCUCGAGCUGAGCACGUCGCACCCCCGCUGCGGGGGCGCGGCGGGGGCGGGGCCGGGGGCGCGCUGGCUGCGCGGGGGGGCGGCGGCCGGAGCGCUCGGCGCAGUCUGCCGCCGCGCGCUGUGGGCCGAGGACGCGCACGCCGCCUCGCUGCUGCUGCGCUGCCUCACGCACGACCAAAACGGAGAGUGUCCGGUGAGCGAGGAGGCGGUGGGCGACGCGGCGCGGCAGCUGUGCGCGGCGCUGGCGGCGGAGGGGGCGGAGGGGGCGGAGGGCGCGGGGGCGGGGGCGGAGCGGGUGGCGCGCGUGGCGGCGCGGUGCGCGUCGCUGCUGGCGGCCGCGCCCGCGCCGCCCGCGCCCCUCGCGCCCCUCGCCGCCGCCCUGCUGCGCCUGCAGCUCGACGUGCCCCGCGGCGACGAGCGGCUCUCGUUGGCCACGUGGCUGGAGGUGCGCUCCUCGUGGCAGGACGCCAUCGCCUGCCUGCCGCUCGAAGCGAAGCGCUCCUUGCAGGAGGACGUCGUCGCGAUGGUGCACCAGCGGCUCUUCGACGACACGGAGCGCUUGGACGUGGCGAAGAUCGAGAACUUGGUGUCGCCGCUGCCGUUCGUGCUGAGCCCGUGCGAGUACUCGGGCGCGCCGAGCGACUGCGCCGAGCUGGCGGGCUUCACGCGGCGGCUGCUCCGCUUCGGGGGCGAGUCCUCUGAGCGCGCCGAGCGCGUGGAGCAGCACGCGCUGCGCAGCGACUGCAUGCGCGGCCGGCUCAGCUGCCCGCGCGGCGACGAGAGCGCGCUCGUGCGGCGCAUCGCCGAGCGCGCGGGCUCGAGCGCCGCGGCCGAGCUGAGCGCGCGGGACCUGCUGCCCGCCGCCCGCGAGUGGCUCUGCGCGGCGCUGUUCCUGCGCGCCGCGCUGCUGCGCCGCUCGGAGCCCGACGGGGACGCGCAGGCCCCUUGGUGCAACGCCGUGCUGUCCGACGCCUACUUCCGCGAGCAGUACGCCGAGCUGCUGCGUGUCCACGCGGUGCUCACCACGCUCUACGAGCGAUACGCCUUCUGGCCCGGCUACGAAAUAAUCGAAAAAACGAAACAUCGUCUCGACAUGGUGCUCGACGAAAUAUUCGAUGAAACAUCGACGGAAGUACGGAAUGACGUGAGGACCUUUCUCCUCGAGAAAGCGAAUAGCGUCGGAUAUUACUGGGCCUACGCACGCUACUAUUACGAGGCGAAAAUCAACCGAGCAACUAAAGAACGGACAAAAAGAGAGAAGCCGGUGUUUCUGUUCGACGAUGAAGAGGAGGACACUGCGGAAAUGAGAACAGAAUCUAAAACGGAGGACGAUAGCUCGUCUGUAUAUUACUCCGGAACGGAAUCUCAAGAGAAUUUAGAGGAGGCCGAAGAUGCCGCCGAGGCUGAAAUAUUAGAGUUUCUAUCGACGUGUCGCGAUAAAAUGCCGGAUACCUCACCUGGCGCUGGAGUGACGCACAUUUUACAGGCCGAGCUGCUGGGCGGGCGGCCGUCGCCGAGCGCGCGGCUGCACGUGGCGCUGCUGAGCUUCGCGGCCGCGCACGGCGCCGAGCCGGCGGGCGCCGAGCUCGCGGCCGACGCGGCCCGGACGCUCAGCCCCGACGCCGCCGCGGAGCUCUUCGCCAACGCCUACUACCGCCACAACCACACCAUGCUCUACGACAGGGAGCUGAUGUCGGCGCCGUGGGCGCAGGUGGCGAGCAACGCCGCCGUCCUGGACUACCUGGCCGAGCUGGUGACCCUCGACGUGGGCUGGAGUCUGCCGCCCCACCACUGGGACUUCAUCACCAUCUCGCUAUGCUCGCUCAUCAGCUCGCUCGAGUGCAGCGUCGCCGAGUGGGGCUGCACCAAGGUCAACAUC
This is a messenger RNA of Iphiclides podalirius (scarce swallowtail), 3906 nucleotides long. NCBI's taxonomy places the organism in Eukaryota, Metazoa, Arthropoda, Insecta, Lepidoptera, Papilionidae. The record is from the annotation of a GenBank genome assembly.